CCGCCUUCGCGGUGAGGAGGCGCCUGAGCGUGGCAGCAUCUUCCCUUGGCUCACUGGAGCAGGGAGGAGGGGCCGCCGCCGCUUGGGGAAGGAAGGGGGACAGAAGCACAAAUCCAUAUGGAGGAUGAACCUCCUCCUCAAGGAGUCGGUGCCAAGCAGGUCUUGGAGGCAACACUAUUGUCAGCCUUGAAGAUGCUGGAUGUUGGGAAAUGGCCAAUUUUUUCUCUCUGUUCCCAAGAGGAGCUCAAGUUAAUUCGUCAAGCCUGUGUAUUUGGCAGUGCUGGUAAUGAGGUGUUAUAUGCAACUGAAAAUGAUGAGGUUUUUGUGCUUGGCAUGAACUGCAGUGGGUGUUUGGGAACAGGAGACAUGCAGAGUACUAUUGAACCAAAGAGGUUAGAUUCCCUAUGUGGCAAAAAGAUAGCCUGUCUGAGUUAUGGAAGUGGCCCUCACGUUGUUCUUGCUACAGAAGAAGGAGAAGUGUAUACAUGGGGUCACAAUGCUUAUAGUCAGUUGGGCAAUGGUACAACAAAUCAUGGCUUCGUUCCCUGUCAAGUCUCUACUAACUUGGUGAACAAGAAAGUUAUUGAAGUUGCCUGUGGCUCUCAUCAUUCUAUGGUGUUAACAUCUGAUGGAGAGGUAUACACAUGGGGUUAUAAUAACUCAGGCCAGGUUGGAUCUGGUUCGACUGCUAAUCAACCAAUUCCUCGAAGAGUUACCAGCUGCCUACAAAAUAAAAUAGUAGUUAAUAUAGCUUGUGGACAGAUGUGUUCCAUGGCUGUGGUGGAAAAUGGAGAGGUGUAUGUCUGGGGUUACAAUGGGAAUGGCCAGCUUGGAUUGGGCAGCAGUGGCAACCAGCCAACGCCGUGCCGAAUCGCAGCUUUGCAGGGCAUUCGUGUGCAGCGGGUUGCCUGUGGCCAUGCACAUACAUUAGUGCUAACAGAUGAAGGUCAGAUAUAUGCCUGGGGAUCCAAUUCAUAUGGCCAGUUAGGUACUGGGAAUAAAAGUAACCAGUCUUACCCUACAUCAAUUGUUGUGGAUAAGGACAGAGUUAUAGAGAUUGCAGCCUGCCACUCUGCUAACACAUCAGCUGCCAAGACCCAGAGUGGCCAGGUGUACAUGUGGGGCCAGUGCCGAGGGCAGUCCGUGACCUUCCCCCACCUCACUCACUUUGCCUGCACUGACGAUGUGUUUGCUUGCUUUGCUACUCCUGCCGUCAUGUGGCGUCUGCUGUCAGUAGAGCCUGAUGACCACCUAACAGUAGCCCAGUCACUAAAAAAGGAAUUUGACAACCCUGAAACUGCAGACCUGAAGUUUCUAGUGGAUGGAAAAUACAUUCAUGUUCAUAAAGUUCUUCUCAAAAUUAGGUGUGAACAUUUUCGCUCCACACUGAACAGUGAUGAUGAAAUUAUAGAAAUGAGUGAAUUUUCUUAUCCUGUUUACCGAGCCUUCCUGGAAUACCUGUAUACAGACAACAUUAGGCUCCCUCCCGAAGAUGCAAUAGGGCUGCUAGAUUUGGCAACACUGUAUAGAGAAAACAGAUUGAAAAAGCUUUGUCAGCAAACGAUCAAACAAGGCAUUUGUGAAGAGAAUGCCAUUGCUCUUCUUUCUGCUGCUGUCAAAUACGAAGCUCAGGACUUGGAAGAAUUUUGCUUCAGAUUUUGCAUAAACCAUUUAACUGUUGUUACACAAACUCAAGGCUUUGCAGAAAUGGACCACGACCUCCUGAAAAACUUCAUUAGCAAAGCAAGCAGAGUGGGAGCAUUCCGAAACUGAGCUCUGACUACCACCAAGCUGAAGAGAGCGUUCUCUUCCCUCCUGGAAGCACUUCUUUGGAGAACUUCUCCUUGGUCAGAAUGUGCAGUGGUUUGGAAAGAAAGCCUCAGUAUCCAUCAGCUUAAGAAAUGUGUAAAAGUCCACUGACACGCAGGUUUUGUAAAGAUGGCUACAGCAUAGAUGUGUGGUAACUGUUCAUUGCCAACAAACAGAAUUUAACACAAAAAUCUAAUGCAGUAAGUACUCUUUCCCACUCAGAGUCAAGCAAACUAAGCUAUCAUUAUCUGCUCUGUCUGGUUUGACUUUUUUCUUUUUUUUAAACAAUGUUCAUUUGGAUUUUAUGGGACAGUAACCUGUUUGCUGCUAAAACUUUCAUAGCGUACUUUUAUCUCCAAAGUUAAUAUGCCAUAGUGGGCUUCUGUUUGUCUGGUUUAUCAUCCAGUGAAGAUCCAAACUUGGUUUUCUGAACAUAUGAUAAAGUAAUAUAAAUUCUCUAGCAUGAGAGGCUUUCUGACUGGCAGGAGGAUAUAUCUCACUUGCUGUUUAUUUGGAGUUUAUUUAUGAGGAGCUUCAGCAGGAGGUUAUCUGCUUUGAGUUUCCAGCACUUAUGUCCAUUAUUUAGGCAGAAUGAAAAGAAUCUCCCUUUCCAUUACACUGAAAACAGUUCUUGGCACCCUAGUGGGCCAGGAAGCAUUCACCAUAUUUGUCUGGAUGUGAAUUCUCAUGCUAUGAGUUUUACUACCAAGAAAAUAAUUUAGUUGCAAACCCAAACAGAAUUUCAAGAAAAGGAAGUUCUGCUUGAGGUUUAUUUACUCCUGUCUUGCUAUCUGCCUGAGAUAGACAUUCUUCAGAAAAACUGAGGAAAAGGUGGUUUUGAAGUGGUAACACGGGCCUUACCAUCAGAUCCUAAGAGUGAAACUCACAGUAGUUUCCACAAGGCAAUAAAGACACCUUGUCCAAACACAUUGUUUCAGAUUCUCCUUUGGUCAGUGCCGUGAGGUGACCAUACCACUUAGCUACCAGGCCUGUUUAGGAGAGAGAAGUUGCCCUCUGGACACGCCUUUCUCUCCCAUCACUGAUCAGCGAUGGCUAGAGUAGAGUAGAUGCUUAAUUUCUGACUGAAGUGAGUUAAGAUGAAAACCUCACCCAGUGCUGCACAGAGGAAGGUUUGCCCCAUUACAGAAGAUGUGAAGCUUAUGGAGCAUUUACUUGAAUUUUCCAAGAGGUAACUGUGAAUUAAGCCUGAGCAUUUAUUUCUCUUAAAAUUUUGACUGAGUUAAGUGACUUCAAGUGCCUUUUGCAGUAUUUUACAAAUGGGGAAGACAAGAAGCCCGAUGACAAGGCGCAGUACACUAAUACAGUCACGUGACCUUCCUGCAGAUCAAUCCUUCAACGACUUUUUCUAAUCCUUGGAUGUGGCUUCUAAGAAACUAAUUCCCUUAAAUGAUCACAUCCUCAUUUCUAAAUUAGAUAUAACUGUUCCUUACUGUAUUGGAGGCUCAUUUCUCAAACAAUCCUGUUCUUUGAGGAGGAGUAGGAAAAGGAGCAGCACAUACUCCAGAAAAGAAGAUGAGAAGUAAUAAGGUAUUGCCCCUCUUCACGCUAGACCUCAUGGGUGUGAGUUGGAAGGGUGAAGCAUGCAGACAGCAGGAUUUACUUAUAAGAGGGUGGUGACCAAACAUUUUUGAAAAUGCGGUGGUAAAUAUUUACUUGUGUUUGAGACAUUUGCCUCAGACUUUCACUAGAAAUAUAUUGGAUCAUCUAUGGCUAAAAAGCAAAUUGUGCCACCUCUGUCACCCCUCUGUGAUUAGUACAACUUCCUCCAGCAGGAUAAGUCUUUAAUUCAGCAACUGUGUCUGUAUUUUGUAUUCAAACAGAAGUGCUCAAAACCUUUCCAGUACAUCCUUUGCAGUUUCAUCAAAACUGCAACUUUGCUAGGGUCAGAGAUCAGUUUUGAUAAGUUUGUGUUGAAAAGCACUUGAUGCCAGUACACAAAUAGAGGCUAAUGCAGACAGCAAAACAGUAUCAUGGUAGGGCACAACUUUACUGCAAACCUUGUGUGCUGUAGCCCAGCACUGAUCAUACCAAAGCAUACACACAAAGGAUCCCGUGAAAGCCAAGGCAACGUAUCCCUGGUUAAGCCUGGGAUGGCUGAAGUUUCCUCUCUCCAGUUCUGGGCAUGCAAACUGCCAGACUCACCUGCCAGCACUUCCUUAGCUGCAGCAGCACACAGAACAAGGGUGUACUACCACGGCCCAGCCUUCAGGCAGCAGCUUGUACCAGACCCUGUUCCACACAGAUGGCAUUAUGAUGGCACACAACCAGUCUCACUGGGAACUGGAACCAGCUGGGCAGCCAUGCCCCUGGUAAUGGCCUUUCUGCAGUCACUCCAGUCUUCCUAAGACAUGUACUAUAAAAGGUCUCUGCAGAUGUUUCUGUUGCUUUACUUAAAGAAACAAACCAAAACUGUAAAUAUGAAAUGAUGGGUUUUUUUGACUCAACAUCUAAUCAAAAACAUUCUCUGGCUCCCUGGAGAUACUACUCCAUGGAAUGAUAGUGCUGGAGAGGAAUACCACUCUCCUGCAUUGCCUCAAGUUCAUAACUCAGUAGUUGAAUACUUACUGCAAUCAAAAUGAUGUGCUACUUGAAACAAGGCAUUUUUACUUAACAUAAACAAUAGUGCCAUUUUUUUCCAAUUUAUUUCCUUCCUGCUCAUAAUUUCCAAAUGACUGUACACAAUAAAGCCUAGAUGCAAUUUCAGAGUAAUUGACAAAGCCUGUAAUCUUGAGAAAAAGCAUCUCUGGAUUGAAUGAGGGUGAUCCUAAAGUCUCAGUGUGUCAGUGUUGGCAUUUAUACAUACCAUCUGUAUCAUCUGACCUGGAUGUGAUAGUGUUACAUUCAUAGAGACAGUUAUUUAUUUAAACUUUUGUUGCAUGCACUUUCCUGGGCACUUAAAGCUCAAUGUUUAAAAAACGUACUGGCUUAGGUGGUUAAAUGUGGAUGCAUGUAUGUAAAUAUGUGCUUGAAACCUAACCAUGGGAAUUCAGAAGGAAGUAGGGAUGCGUUUUACCAUUGUGAGAUAGUCUGCAUCAAACACAUUGUGUUUGUGGAUCUCGCUGGGUAAAUUUAAGACACCACAGAAAAAAGGUAUUUAUUAAGAAGUGAAAAUAUGGUCAAGCAUAAACUGUGUCUGGGGUUUAAAUUAAGAGCAGUGUUCCACUUUGCAGAAAGGGAGUCAAAUGGAAUUUGAAAGAAAAAGAAAUUACAGAUGGAGGGUCAUUUAAAGGUUCACCUAAGUUACUGAAGUUACAAGCCAGCACUGCGUUGUCAUAUAGUACCCAGCUGUAGAGUUUUGUUAUAAUGCCUGAUAACUACAUAAACUGCUGGUUUUAGAUCAUCUGAACAAUUUCCAUGGGCUUUCCUUGUAAAACAAAGCAUUUACUUACCCCACAGAGGCAGGACUCAUUGUCCAAAGGAGUGCAAUGGAGAUGGUGAAGGGCCUUGAGGGGAAGGCAUAUGAGGAGCAGCUGAGGUCACUUGGUCUGUUCAGCCUGGAGGAGACUGAGGGGAGACCUCACUGCAGUUACAACUUCCUCAUGAGGGGAGGAGGAGGGGCAGGCACUGAUCUCUUCUCUGUGGUGAUCAGUGACAGGACCUGAGGGAAUGGCCUGAAGUUGUGUCAGGGAGGUUUAGGUUGGAUAUUAGAGAACGAUUCUUCACCCAGAGGGUGGUUGGGCACUGGAACAGGCUCCCCAGGGAAGUGGUCACAGCACCAAGUCUGACAGAUUUCAAGAAGCAUUUGGACAAUACUCUUGGGCACACGGUAUGACUCUUGGAGAUGGUCCAGUGCAGGGCCAGGAGUUGGACUCAAUGAUCCUUUGGGUCUCUUCCAACUCAGCAUAUUCUGUGAUUCUGUAAUGAUGUAAAAAGUUUACAGCCUGAACAUAAAUAUAUGUUUUGAAUUUUUGUUUCUUUAUAAACUUACCUGGUUUAAUAGAUCAUUAAUAAAAAUGCCAUAAUAAUUAAAA
This is a messenger RNA of Myiozetetes cayanensis, 5801 nucleotides long. RefSeq names its product RCC1 and BTB domain-containing protein 2. The record is from RefSeq and is a predicted model, not a curated record. The transcript has 13 exons. Bases 118 to 1773 code for a protein of 551 amino acids. NCBI's taxonomy places the organism in Eukaryota, Metazoa, Chordata, Aves, Passeriformes, Tyrannidae. Gene Ontology annotation, molecular function: protein binding.